AACACUUAUCGGAUCUAAUGUUUGAUGCUGCUUAUUACGAUUGGGGCAUUGUGAGGGAGACACAUGCUUCUGUGUUGUAUGCUAUGGAGAAUGGCACAAUCUCCUGGUCUAGCUCUAAGGAGACAAUAGAUAACACCAGGGAGAGGUCCUAUCGCGCCCAGGCGGGUGUAUCCCACCCUCCCGCCGCGCCACGGGCUCAAGCGCGCUCGACUGCUAGGGACCCCAACAGGCCACGCUGGUGCGAGGCGUACCAGCACGGGAACUGUCAGCAGGGGCCGGAACACUGGGACCCGCGCUGGGGACAGGUUAAGCAUAUCUGUUGCAUGUGUCUUUUAGUCCGACGCGUGGAAGAGGAACAUCCCAAGACUGAGUGCCGACAUGGCCCGAGAUCCUUUCGUCAGCCCCCUGGUGACAACACAAGGCGAGCCGCCGGUUUCUCUUCACAGCCGGGUGCCACUGGCACCGGGGGAGGACAUUAUUGAACUCUAUACCGCUGUGGCCCAGACCGGUGUUCCUAAUUAUAUCGGCGCACGAAUUCCGGUCAAGACGUCACUCAAUAUCCCGGUCUGGCGGGCUUUGUUAGCUAAUUACUCCAACACUUCAAUACCCGACUUUCUCGAAUUCGGCUGGCCGAUCAACAUUCAUCCUGAAAAUUACAAUUUCCCACACAAUGUGCAUCAUUCUAAUCACCGAUCGGCUUUGGAUUACCAAGCAGACGUGGACUUGUUUAUCGACAAAGAACUCCGCUACGGCGCCAUGUGUGGCCCAUUUCGUGCGAACCCAUUCCCGUUUCCAGUCUUCCCGGCACCUCUGCAGACGGUAGCAAAACGUGACAGUGACACGCGUCGCGUCGUUGUGGAUUUGAGUUACCCGUCUGGGCAGUCUGUGAAUGACGCCAUUCCCAAGAACACUUUUUUGGGCGAACCAAUUAGUUUAGUGUAUCCAUCCGUAGAUACAAUGACUGAGAUGAUCUUAGACAAGGGCCGAGGCUGUUUGUUGUUUAAGACUGACCUGCGCAGGGCAUAUAGACAACUCCCUGUGGACCCCGCGGAUUAUCGGUAUUUAUGUUAUUGUUGGCGAGACAAUUGGUAUAUUGACACCCGUGUUUGUUUUGGUCUGCGAUCUGCGUCAGUCAUGUGCCAGUCAACCACGUCCGCGAUCACUUUUAUUGAGCGUGAAAAAGGUUAUUCGGUGACAAAUUAUAUCGACGACUUUGGUGGCGCCGAGAUCGCACCUCUGGCUCCCGCGGCGUUUGCCAGCUUACAAAGAACAAUAAACGUAUUAGGACUCGAGGAGGCGCCUGAGAAGGCUAUCCCACCCUCAACUUGCAUGACGUGGCUCGGGAUAGAAUUUGACACCGUUGAGAUGGUCCGCCGGGUUCCGUCUUUUCGCCUUGAAGAAAUCUCCGACUUGGUAGCGCAGUGGCUACUGAAGAGGAAGGCAACCAAACGUGAAUUACAGUCCCUCGUCGGCAAGCUCGUCUUCGUCUCCGCGUGUGUCCCCCCCGGCCGGCUGUUUGUCUCACGUAUGUUAGAGUCCUUACGUAAACUCCGUUGUAAUCACCACCGAUGUCGAUUAUCUCGCGAUUUUCGGCGGGACUUGGAGUGGUGGCGCCGCUUCCUCCACGAGUUCAACGGGGUCUCGCUGAUCGCGUCUACCGUCUACACCGCACCGGACGACAUCGUCGCAACAGACGCGUGCUCCUCGGGUUGUGGUGCUAUUUCCAAUGGUCAGUUCUUCCAUGCCAUGUUCCCUGACUUCGUGCUUCGGCGAUAUUCGCGACGUCUUCCGGUACACGUAUAUCGACACCGUCGAGACCUGCGUCGUCUCCGCGGACAGAACACGAAGCUGCCAAAGGCCCCGCGACGGCCUCGCGACCACGGAUUACGAGGUGACGCGCAUCGUACCCGAGACAUUGAUCAUCGCCGAGAUCUCCGACGCCUUCGCGGUCAAGCCAGUCGGACUAAAUGGGCAGCGUUUGCCGAAGGAACGUGGUCCAAUCUGCGGACAAUUCUCCGGACGUAUCUUCUCUUCUGUUUCUUCUAUUGGAUUUCUCCGUUCCCAGCCACGGUGGAUACGCUAGAAACGUUCGCGGAGUUUCUUGCCCGCUCCUUCAAGGCCCCCGCGUCGAUCGCGAACUAUCUGGGUGGACUUAAAACGCUGCAUGUACUCUUCGGCUACACCGUGGACGCUUUCCUGUCUACAGACAUUGCGCUGUUAAAAAGAGGACUCCAGAGGCGUCUGUGCCACACACCGAGACAGGUCGCGCCAUUCACGCCGGACAUACUGCUUCGUAUAUAUGAACAUUUAGAUCUUAUGGACCCGUUUCACGCCACGAUGUGGACCCUGAUUCUUCUCAGUUUCUUUACGUUUCAAAGGAAAUCCAAUUUCCUACCAAAAGGCAAGUUCGAUCCUUCCAAACAAUGUACGAUUCACGACUUCACACUUUAUAGGGAUUCUCUGUUAGUGCGUAUUCGCUGGUCCAAAACCUUACAGUGCGCCGAACGUGUGUUGUCAAUUCCAGUCUUAGCUAUUCCCAAUUCCCCGCUAUGUCCGGUAGCGGCAUUUCGAAACAUGCUACGGUUAAAUGCUAAUUACAGUGGUCUCGCUGUGUUUACAGUUCGCUAUUCUUCCCGUGUAGUGCCAUUGUCGCAAUCAGUAUUUGAUGACGCAUUCAAACGUGUGUUAGUUCAGGCGGGUCUGAACCCACAGUUGUAUUCUUUACAUAGCGGUCGCCGGGGCGGGGCCACGUUCGCCUUUCGCUCCGGGGUCCCGGUAGAAUUGAUUAAGAUUCAGGGCGAUUGGCGCUCACAAGCCUACCUACUGUAUCCAAAAGUACCACUACGGAAACGUUUGGAGCUAUGUACUAAGAUGAUUAGACGUAUCCGAUCUACACGCUAUCCACCACCGUAACAGCACACUCUCGUGUACGCAAAGCUUCUGCCCAUGUUCCACAUUAAGUUGCUAGAUGUAGCAUUGAGCACUGUUCAGUUCAAGACUGUUGUUUUUACUAGUCUACGUGCACAAUGUAAUUGUUAGUAUGACAGUGUUUGUAUAGCUUGUGACGCAAUUCGCAAUUAUCACCCGUAAUCUCGAUGUAUGUUUUUGCUUAUCUUAUCUUACGGAGAGAGGGGUGGUGUGCGGGUCCUUUUAUUUUCCUUUUUUCUCCACUGCGUUCUCUUGCUUUUCCCAACCGAAAUUCUUUUCCUCCCUAAAAUUUUUUUUUUCCGAUACGGUUUGGCCUUACUUUUGGCGUGCUUCUGUGGAAAAGUACGAGAAUAAAUCUUUUCCCUUUGUUUGCCAAACGCGUUUCGACUCCAGUUGCUUCUAGUUAAUUGUGGAAAAAUGUCAGUGAUGUCAUUUUUAUUAAUUUACGACAACCCCGUCUCCGGUCUUUGUCUGACCUCCCACGUGGUCACCGCGUGUCCGUCCUUGCCUCUUCACACCUCCGCACACCACACCGGGGCUCUCAUUCUGUGUUUCGUCCGCGGGAAGCGAGGCGCACGGAGACUCGCUCCCCGGUUUUCGACCCACCGCCAACCCCUUAUCUCCUCCAAUAUCCUUAUCUUAGAUAAACUGUAGUACUUGCGGUUACGUAGAGUUGUAUUCAUGAUUAGUUUGUUAUCAUAUGUUAUGAUGUUCAUUGCCCGUUCCACUGACCUUUAUCAUGGGCGUGCUUCUGUGGAAAAGUACGAGAAUAAAUCUUUUCCCUUUGUUUGCCAAA
This is a messenger RNA of Branchiostoma floridae (Florida lancelet), 3724 nucleotides long. RefSeq lists its product as uncharacterized. Gene Ontology annotation, biological process: DNA integration; DNA recombination. Gene Ontology annotation, molecular function: DNA binding. The transcript has 2 exons. The record is from RefSeq and is a predicted model, not a curated record. Bases 379 to 2913 code for a protein of 844 amino acids. Lineage: Eukaryota; Metazoa; Chordata; Leptocardii; Amphioxiformes; Branchiostomatidae.